Messenger RNA from Peromyscus californicus insignis, 3853 nucleotides. RefSeq lists its product as uncharacterized. Bases 1 to 2715 code for a protein of 904 amino acids. The record is from RefSeq and is a predicted model, not a curated record. The transcript is spliced from 3 exons. Lineage: Eukaryota; Metazoa; Chordata; Mammalia; Rodentia; Cricetidae.
AUGGCAGCUCCUCAUGGGAAGCCACACCGAUUCCAUCUCACUGUUCUUCCCACUUUCCUCUUCCUUCCUACAGAAAAUUUCCAACGUGCACCUUUCUUUGGGACGGAAUGUGCCUUGCAGCCUUCUGCACCUGUGCUGAGGAAUGCUCCACCCUUAGCAGGAAGUGUGUGCAACUUCUCCAUGGUCUCCAUCCCAGCUGUGAGUUCAGCAUGGCUCCUGCCAUCAGACUCCAGCACUUGUUGCCAGCAGCUCAUGGACAGUGCCUACCCCUACUUACCAGCUGGCACAACUAUGGCGACUGCACUGACUGGCCAUGGCCAGAGCUCUGCCUCAGCACUCUCCUAUCCAGGUGUUCUCCAGUGGGAUCCCACGGGAAGCACUGACAGGAGGGGAGCUACACUCCAGGACUUCACUGUAACUGUCAUUGACCAGAAUACCACAUUCUCCUCCUUGUCUAUGACAGCCCAGGGUGAUAAUAUUUUAGAUCCCAAUUCCUUAGUCCUCUCGUAUCCAGUACUACCUGCCAGCCUUGUUCAGGCCACACCACCACAGGUGCCAAAUCAAGGAUACAGCCUGGCACCUUCCUACCAGGAGGGCAGCCAGGUCUAUUACAAUGACGGCAACAGCCUGGGUCCUCUGAUGCCUGAAGAACUCAGGCAGUGCCUGCAGGCCUGUGGCUCUGUGUCCUACUCUGGGGGUCAGGCCUCUGCCCUGCAACGAGGGAUGGUGGUGAUGCCAAAGGAGAUUCAGCCAAUGAAUGUCCAAAUACCCUUCACCACCUCUGCCAUCUACUAUCCCACACCUGCCCAAGACAUGCCAGACACCAGUCUUCAAGUGGUGAAAACGGAGACAUCCCUGGGAUUGACAGCUUCAGGCCAGACACUCUGUCUGCUGCAGAAUCCAGACCUCUGCAGUGCCUGCACCCAGGAUGUCCAGAAGACACCACCUGUCCAUGGGGACUGGUCAUUAACUGCUCCCAUGCACAGUUUUUUGGAAUACCUGCCCUUGCCUCUUGCUCCGAGCUUGGAACAAACAGAGAAUAACGACUUGGAUUUGAUGACAGCUGAUCUAUCAACUCCUCUGGAUGCCUAUGAGGGCAUAAAAGAAAACCAAGACUCACCACUUCUCCCUUUAGCACAUGCCAACAUGCGGCAGGCCCUGGACUACACUGAUUCUGGGAGCCUAAAACAGAAGCUUUCUCCUGACAAUGCCACCUUGGGAAGCAGCAGCCUUGGUCAGGAUGAGCCUGGGGUGCUGCAGAGUGUGAUGGACUCCAGCAUGGACUUUGCAGACAUGACUACACUGGUGGCAGAUAUUCACCUUCCCCGACUCUUCCACUCAAUCACUGAAAUGAACCCAUUCCAAGAUCCCACAGCAACCCAAUCCAAAGACACCAGGAGGGAUCAGGCCCAGGAAAGCUCCAGCAUCAUCAGUGUACCUGUGGACCAAGUGAGAAAGAAUGUCCAGAAAUCCUCUGAGAUGCUUGAUGUGUCUCCUCAGGCCAGAAUCCAGCUCCAGGACUGGGUGAAGGGCGAAGAGGCGGUGGGCAGUGCUGGGACCAGUGAAGGGGCUAUUGACAACAUGCCUAAACACUUGGAGGGCAAGGCCCAGAUUGCCACACCUAGCAUGCCCAGCAGAGCUAGGGCUCAGGGGCAAGACAAGACCAAGAGAACCAGAGUAAACAACUCCAAGAAAACAGAGGAGCUCAAGAAGUCAAGGAACAGUGUCAAGGAGGAAGAAAACACCACCAAGCCAAAGAACCAGAGGAAGAGGCAACUUCUGGAACUCAGGCAUGACAGCUUUAAAAAGCCUCGAACUCACCUCGGCAUGCACAUGCUAGAAUCCGUGCAAGUCUUUCACCCACUGGGGAAGAAGAGUGAGAAGAAAACUGGCAUCUCCUCCUCCCGGGCUCGGCUAAACCUCAGCAACAGCAAAGAUCCCAGGACAGGCCCAGUCACCACAUCCCUUCUGGAUGUGCCAAGUGUUGGCCGAGGCCCUGGUAAAACCCCGAGCAAUGCUCAGAGACCAGAGAGCAAUCUCCACAGGGAGUGUCCAUCUCCAUCCCAGUAUGAGCUGCCCCCACCUGGGAAGGUCAAGUUAGUACCUCUGCCUUUCCCAGCCGUGGACAUGCAACAAGCAAGACCUGUUUCUAGAAAGCCUCUCCCCCUGGCUUCUCGCAGGGCCCCUGCAGUAUGCCCUGUGAGGCCUCAUUCCCACUCGGCUCAGCCUACCACACUCAAGCCAUCUAAACCAGCUCCUGCCAGCACUUCUUUGAUGGCCUCUGACAAGCCAGUUCUGCCUAUUGCUACCAGUGCCACACGACCUAACAUAACCAACCCCAUCCAGUCUUGUCCUGGGCCAAAGCCAGCUGUCUGUAGGCCAGAAUCCUACAGGGCAUCAUCUCACCCCUCACUACAGAGGGAGCUUGCAUCUGCUGACAAGAACAAGGCCCCAUCAAACCCCAAACCUCAAAUCCAAUAUCUACUGCAAGACUUCAGCCACCAACCAAUUCCAUGGAGGAAAGUCCACAUUCCAGGGCCAGUCAUCUCACAGCCCAUCACAGAAGAGCAGAGACCAGAGCGGGAGGCCAUGAAGAGGCAGGCACAAAGGGAGAGAGAGAAUGCUGCCAAGUACACCUCUCUGGGAAAACCGCAGCUCUUCCUUCAGAGGCAGAAGGAUAUGGAAAUUUCUACAUAUUAUGGCUAUGUCAUGUAAGGGCACCCUGGACUUUGGAACCCAGUACUAGUCAACAUAGAGAAGGUCAGAAAUGGAGACACAUAUACAUGUAUACACUGGAUAUAAAAAUUAGACGUACAUGUACGUAUGUAGGUAUGUAUUGAGUUAACGUGAGUAAUAUGCACAUCCCAGGAUUUAUAUAAAAAUGGUCAGACAUAGUUUCUAUACUUGUAAAUAUCUGAAGACACUAACACUAAAAGUGACUGGAGAAUCUAAAGUCAGUUACAUUUUAUUCAUGAGUAAGUAUAUAGAGAGGGUUUUGACGGUUUCUUGGUACCUUUGUUGUUAUUCAUUUAUGUUGUCUAAGUAGUAAUAUAUGUUACAUAAAUACAUCAUAUGAUAUAAGUCCCCUGGCAGUGUUAUUUAAGGUAAAAGUAAUUAGCCCAAACCUGUAGUGGUAAUAAAAUUAUUCUUCUUGACUUUUAUUUUUAAGUAAAAUAAAAGUCUUUGAACUUGGUAUGUUUCCUAGAGUGUAUACUGUUAUAGUUAACACACUCCUGUUCUCACCACACUUCCUCCCAUUUUGAAACGCUCACCCCAGCCCUUUAAUUAUUACUAGUCUGGGACAGAGCUCCUCCUGAAAUUUCAUGAAAUGAAAUACAGGAUUCCAUGUGCACACCAUCAAGCACCCACCAUAAAGAGAAAAUACACAAGGUUGACCAAUUUCCUGAGGAGGUUUCCAUUUGAUUACUGUUUGUCUCAAGUUGUGUCCAUCUUUGAAAUCACCCAUUAAUACUUUAUUUUGUGUUUGUGUGUUUGUUUGUCGUCCACCUGAAUUCCUGUGGAACCCAUGUGUGGAGUGCCCUCAGAGGCCAGAAGAGGCCAUCGGAUCUCUGAGGUCUGGAAUCAAUAGAGAUUGAAAGACUCCAGGAGGUGUUCUAGAGUAAGCCUGGGGAUACUGCAAGAAAAGCAAGUGUUCUUAUCUACUGAGCCAUCUCAUGAGCCUCAGUUGAAUCCACAUACUGCAAACAACAGGACUUCAUUUUCCCUAUGGCUGAAAAGACUUCACGUUCUACGAACAUCCCAUUUGCUUCACCCAUGGCAAUGCUGUUGGACACCAUGCUUGGUUCCCUAAUGUUCUUGAAACGGUGCUGCAGUCAACACUGAUGGGCAAGUA